AUGGCAAGGCGUCUGGUGGUUCUGCUGCUCUUGCUUGCGGCGGCUUCAGCAGCUUCUGCCAAGAAGCUCAUCGCCUUUGGAGACUCCAUCACAGACAAUGGGAAUGGCACUAAUAAGUUUGUGCAGGCCUACUACAGCCAGCUGCUCAAUCAGCCCGUCACAGCGUUCUACCCUCCUGGCCCUUUCUUCGACCAUGGCCGCUGGUCCAACGGCCCUGUCUGGGUUGAAUACCUGACGGACAUGACAGGCUACGAGCUGAAUGACCAAGCGGUUGGGUCAUCGGUGACUAACCGCAGCAUCAGCUACCACGGAGUCGGGGACUUCUAUCCCAGCAGCCUGCUCAGCAACAAGAAGGGCGCCAGAAAUGUCACCCUUCCGCUCUUCUCAGACUCAAUUGCAGCGUAUGUAAAGAGCAACACGAUAACAGCAGAGGAUGUGGUAGUUGUGGAGAUAGGGGUGAAUGAUUUGCUGGGCUUCUUCGAGGCAAACCUCGUACAGACGCUGGAAUUUGUGGAGGAGGCCACUGUGACCGGGGGGUCCUACCCCACUUACAUCAUCGACAACAUCUCCAAGGCGAUCAGCGAUGGGCUGACGACAUUGUAUACGGCGGGAGCGCGCAAGUUCAUAGUCUGGCAGACGCCGGCGGGGGAGUCGGUGCCGUUAGUCAACACCAUCAACGAAUUACUAAACAUGGUCAACUUCAUCCUGAGGGGCCUGGGCGCCGUGGACGCUCAGACCAACGCUGUCAAGAUCUACACCAAGGGAUUUGUGGAUCUUGCAAACGCGGCCAUCAGCAAUCUGGCGGCCAUCUUUGCAGCAGCGCACACAGAUGCACAGGUGGUGGUGUUCCCUUUCGCGGACGUGCAGCGCCAGCUCAUCGCGAGCUAUGACAGCAUGGGAUUUGUCAAUGCGGGCUCUGGGUGCACGAGUGACCUGGCAAUUACUCAGUACUCGACUGGCAACCUCUAUUCGCUCGGCAACCCCACCUUCACCAGCGAGGGAGCAAAGGCAACGCUGACGCUGUCACCGCUGUUUGUCAACAAGCUGAACAAGCUUGGCAGCGAUUUGAAUGGCAGCAACGGGCGCCAGAACGUUCCCUCCUCCACCGCUGACUUCCUGCAGCGCCUCAAGGAUGUGCUGGCCACGUAUGUGGACGACAGCAACACGAUUGGGCACAUCACGGGGUACAUCCUGACGAGCCUACCCCUGGGCCGGGGUGGAUGGAGCCCCUACAGUGUGGUGCCCACAUGCAUCCUCCAGGCGGGCGACCACCUGUUUCAUGAUGAGGUGCACCCGACUACCAGGCAGCAUGCACUCCUCGCGCAGGCGGUCAUGAAAGUGGCCGGUCACCUUUUCACAUGA
Coccomyxa subellipsoidea C-169 is the source of this 1362-nucleotide messenger RNA. RefSeq lists its product as hypothetical. The record is from RefSeq and is a predicted model, not a curated record. The transcript is spliced from 12 exons. Gene Ontology annotation, molecular function: hydrolase activity, acting on ester bonds. Lineage: Eukaryota; Viridiplantae; Chlorophyta; Trebouxiophyceae; Coccomyxaceae. The coding region runs from base 1 to 1362 and encodes 453 amino acids.